UUUCAACUAAACCAAGGUGAAAAAUUAUAUGUCGAGUGUAGUGGGAGACUGUACACCGAAGGGUGAUUCAGAAGAAGAUAACACGCUUCCUAGUGCAAAAAGGAAACCAUAUCCGGUGGUUCUUUGUGACAGUGAAAAUUCCACAUCAUCAAUGACACAUGAUGAUGAUUUACUUGAAAGUGAUAAUGAUAUAAAACCGUUUAUUCAAAAACGUUUUCCGGCAACCAUGGGUGGACUUUCGAUACCACAUCACGGACUAUCAGCUGCGUUUCACGGUUAUCAUGCCCAUUCGGCGGCAGCAAAUAUCAACAAUGGCAAUAAGACUCCAUUCUUAUUGCCUGCUGAGAUUUAUAAGAGCCUGUUUGCAAGUGCAGUCCUUCAGAAACAGCAACAGCAUCAUCACCAUCAAUAUAACCAAACAAGUUUAUCCACCACAAUGUCCGGAAAUAGUAGUGGUGCAUCGAUAGCAGAGAAGACUAAUCACUCGCCUCCACCACCUCCACCGUUUCCAAGGAAUUUGUUGUUUUCAUGUGGUGAAAAAUAUCAUCAAAGUCUUCAGGAUCAGGAGAACGAUGUACCGGAGAAUAAGAUUAAUGAUAAGGCUGCCGCAUUUGUAUGGAAUAACGAUGGAUCAGUGACAUCAACUAAUCACAGUACGAUUUCACAUCACAAUAAUAAUAACAACACUACAAGUAAUAACAAUAAUCACACAACAAAUAAUCAUUCCUCGGCAUCAGCGACUCCAGUUCCUGGAGUGUCACCUGUAACAACAUUAAGUUCACCUGUCGGUUUAGGACCUAACGCAACAAUGCCUGUGGGAGGUGUUCAAGGUCAAAACCCUACACAAGGGUUAGUACAUUGGAUGAGUGCUGUUAUGGCUGAACAUAUGACGGGAAAUACACAUCAUGAUCCAACGGUGGGAAUGCAUUACAUGUGGAAUGGCGGUGUAGAUCAAUGCGGUCAACAUUCAAAAGAUAUUGACUACAGUGGUUGGCCAACACCUCGAAAUCAUAUGUCAAUGAAACAAGGAUAUGAGGCUAAAAUGAAUGAUCACCACAGUAAUCUACAAAAAGGACAUCUUUUAGACGACAGUCGUUUGGAUCAUCAUCCCGGAGUUCAGAGUAGUCAAAUGGCAAUAUAUGGUGCUACCGGUGCUUUGCGAUCCGGUUCGUCGAGCAGUAGUUCUCCUGGUGGUGGUCAUGGCCAUCCUGGAGCGGCAGCAGCAGCAGCUCUACUAGUUGUUCCGCAACCAAUAAAUGCAACAAAAAUUACAGCUGGACUUACGAACGGGACCGGAACUGGACGAAAAUAUCAGUGUAAAAUGUGCCCGCAGAUAUUUAGUUCCAAAGCAGACUUGCAGCUUCAUACGCAAAUUCACAUGCGCGAAGCCAAGCCGUACAAGUGUUCGCAAUGCGCCAAAGCCUUCGCCAAUUCCAGCUACCUUUCGCAACACACUCGUAUCCAUCUGGGAAUAAAACCCUAUCGUUGUGAAAUUUGCCAACGGAAAUUCACCCAACUAUCACACCUACAGCAACACAUUCGAACACAUACAGGUGAUAAACCGUACAAAUGUCGACACCCCGGGUGCCAAAAAGCGUUUUCGCAACUUUCCAAUUUGCAAUCACACUCCCGCUGCCAUCAGACUGAUAAACCAUAUAAGUGUAAUUCCUGUUAUAAAUGCUUCUCGGACGAACCAUCUCUUCUGGACCACAUACCAAAACAUAAAGAAUCGAAACAUUUGAAAACGCAUAUUUGUCAAUAUUGUGGAAAAAGUUAUACCCAAGAAACAUAUUUAACUAAGCAUAUGCAGAAACAUGCAGAGCGAACGGAUAAGAGACCACCUAUAACCGGAACAGGAUUAAGUUCAAACUCAAAUCGAAAUUUGGGAUUGAACACAUCGAUACCAGCUGUGACAGGUGAACAUCCGUAUUGGCCGAAAGUUAGUCCAGAUUCGGCGGCAAGUCUGACGGAGGUGAUGCAUCAGCAACAUCAACAGCAGCAGCAACAACAACAGCAGCAACAGCAACAACAACAACAGCAGCCAGGACAACCGAAUCAUCACGAUUUCCCACCGAUCAGUUCACAACAUCCUGCUAACAAUGGCCAUCCCGACCUUCAAGCGCAUCACCGAAUGUUAGACAAUCACCGGGAUGAUGUUGCCUCUACACCAAUUGGACCGUAUGACACUGGUAGCCUAACAAAAACGACCAGUAGUUCAGCAUUUACACCGAUAAAUUCAAUGACACCUCAUUUGAAUUCGCUAGGACAUCAUCCAAUGACGCAACGCCCCUACCUGUAUGAUACCAUUAGCUUCCAGAACAAGAAUGUCAAUCAAAACACCGCCAAUUCCUUUCCCAAUCAAUUAAUUUCAUUACAUCAAAUUCGUAAUUACGCCCACCAACCUGCCGGUUUAAUGGCUGGUGAACAUUUACUCGGCGUGAGCGUAGGCGCCGGGAAAGAUAAAGGAUAACUAUACUUUUAAGGGUUGUCACUCCCUUGAAAAAUAGUGUGAUCAACUAUAGAUUGAUAUUCUAUAGAGUAACCAUGUUUUUAGUUGUACGUUUUAAACAAAUAAUAGCUCAUUAUCGUUUCGUUAUCGAUUGUUUUCGUUGCAGAGAGGCUCGAAAUGUGAAAAUGAUGUUAAGCAUGCGAAGAAUUAUUUCUUUUACGAAUAAGACUAGAAGAAUAUGAUGUCCUAUUUCGAAACGUACGGAUGAGGACAAGGUAAACGAUCUCAGCACCAAAAUAGGUUAAUUUUUAAAGGAACUGAAAUUUCUACUAAAUAUUUAUAUUUUCGGUUUCUUCAAACUCAAAAGCACUAAACAUCGACGAAAAGUCCUUUUUUAUUCAGUCGAUGGAUUGAUUUGCAGUUUUGAUGUUUGGAUGUUUUAUUUGAUUUAUAUAUAUCUAGGCUUAUACCUCGCAAACACUUCCAUGUAUUAUGAAAACUUACAAAUAACCUUUCUACACGUGCACCCUCGGACUUGCAGGAUUUGAUAUAAUAUUAUUAAAUCCCAGCAAAAUAAUGCACGACCUAUCUAAAUGAUAUCCUAUCGAUUGGCUCUUUUUUGAUUACGGGUUUUUGAAAAUUCUGGCAAUUUUGAGAUUUUUUCCUCAGUCAGUUAUCUGCGGAUACAGGCGUAACUGACAGGCCGGUCUGAUCGUGUAUAGCAGGCUGAAACUGAGUUAAACAAGUUUGGCAAAUUUUAUUUUUCCGGUUAGAGUUUAUGUUGUUGUCAGUUGUUAUACUACUCCCUGUAUAAAAGCUCCGUAAGCAGAAAGUAUGUAAGCCGUUCAAACUGCAUAAAUAACCUCACCGAAUUUAAGUCUGCUAUCGUUCACUAUUUCAUAUGUUCAUUAAAGGAAAGGAAACACAGCCUCAUUACUAAGAAACUGUCAAUAACGAUUAUAGACAGGAGCGUGUGGAUGCCUUAUUGUCUAAUCGGGAAGAAAAGGAAGGCACAAUGUACAUCAAUUUGUUUCCUGUUUGAUGAACGAAGAGUCUUGGGUGCUAGUCCUAAACAUACUACUGUGUCCAAAAAGUAAGACCAGUUUUUAUUUAUUUGUUUUAGUUUCCAGAAGGCACACGGUACUAAACCAGGCGAAUAUGGCGGACCUAUCAUGAUAUGCAUCGAAUUUUUGUCGAAAAAGCCACGAAGAAUGAGUGCUCUUUUUCAAAGAAACUGAGUUGGUUUUUGCACUAAUCAAGACCACGUUUCAGACCUAAAAUAUCUUUCAAAAUGUUAUUGUCAGAUCCUUUCAAAAUGUUAUUGUCAGAUCCUUUCAAAAUACCAGCAGUAUUAGCAAGCUCUCUAGCAGUCAUUCGACGAUAGAAUUCGCAUAAAUUCCUCAAUUUUCUUGACAUGUUGUUCCUCGGUAGAGGUUGAUAGUCGUCCAUAAUUCUCUUCGUCUUCAACACUUUCACAGCCUUUUUUGAUAUGUUUAUACUACUUAUUAAUAUUCUUUUCCAACAAAGCAUAGUUCACUGGUCCGCGAAGGCUUUCUGUAUCAUUCUGAACGUUUCUGCACCCGAAAUUUCAUCCCGGAGAGGAAAUUUAAUGCAACUUCUUUGCUCAAUAUACUCGUAUAGUAAUUAUACAUUGCAAAUAUCGCCGAAUGCACUUUAGGCGUCGUACAAAACCAAACGUAAAUUUGUCGCAGAUACCUGUCACAAUGCUGCCAACUUAGAAAAAAAACGCGUGCUGUUUACCCGAACGAUUUAAAUUGAAAACUGGUGUUACAUUUAAGACAAGGGUAGGGGUCCGUCUGUCCAUUUAUAAAACGAAAGAUAUCAAGCCGUCGCUAAAUAGUUGAUUUACGCAUUCUCAUAACACUAUUUUUGUUUCAUUAUGAGCAAUAGCUUUCCGUUUAAAUUUUUAAACACUAUGCGAUUUACGGAUGCCGCAGAGGGGAUAGUUGAGCUCUCCGAUCUUGUUACACUGAGUUCAAAUCCUGAUCGUCAAGGAUAUCGGUGUUUGUCUUCGUGCUGUUAGGCUGCUGUAGGAUGAUAACGAAACUGAAACAUACAGACGGUGUCAAUGCCCUAUACACGACAAAAGAGUGAACAGUGACAUUCAUGCGAUUUACAACACUUUUUAAAAUCUUCAUUUCAUCCUCACAAGGUUAUUAGCUCACACACUUUCUGUCAAUGGUUACCCCAUAUCAUUUUCUACACUUUUUUCACCAUUGCUAGCUUAUUUGAUCAAUCAUUGCGAAAUUUGUCUUAGUACGGCCUCGUUUAAACUCUACUACCUAUGUGGUUGCCAUUCACCCCUUGGUGGGGUAUAGCGCGUCAACCUACGUGCCAUCGUUCGCGGUUACCUGAAAUGCCCUUCAGCUCGCCCCACGACUUCCCGAGACUAGCGUAUAGUUAUAGUCUCGAAAUGAGGUGGUCUCAAUGCAGCUUUGUAGAGAAUUUAUAAAAGGACACAAUAACCACAAGACCAACAACUGUUAAUCGAUGGCGAACAAUACUUCCAGUUGAUGAAUGACUAUUAUUCAUCUUCAGCAAUCCUGUAGUCGGCCGGUACUUAGAACCAUGGGAGGCGUUAGUGAUGCAUAAUUUAUUACCUCAAAUAGGAAUUGCUAUUUUAGAAAUAUGGCCUAUGAAGAUAGAUAUUAAUGCUGAAUUUGAACUCCUCCUUUUUCCUUCCUUGAUCAAACAUUAAUUCGUGGGACGACUAAGUGUUUCGAAUGUAUAUAUGUAGUAUCACGACGUGCAACGCAUUGGGUGAUCGCCCGUCUAAACUUCCAGUGUGGUUCAAACAUACGUAGGCCUUCGGAUCUGCCGAUUUGUCCAAUAUCACUAGAUGUGCAUGGAGUGAUCACAUAAAGAAUAUCUUCGGUCCACCUACAUAUAUAUCUCAAUUUGUUCUCUACAUAUCUUAAUAUCGUUUGACACAAUAUAUCAGGCCAGGUCUAUUCAAUGCCACGCGGUUCAGAUGCUACCCUGAUGUCUCUCAUAUCCAUCUCCCUGGUUCCGUCUUAAGAAUGUCUGGGGUAUAACGUCCCACCUUGGCUUUAUUAGGCUGUAAAGCGAGGGACUUUAGGAACCUAAUCCUUGGUCAGUACGACUACUUCUGUUUUCUCCAGAACUACUGAGACAAUGUUAAGCCACCCAUCUGUGGACUUAUCGCAUCACCAGUCCCAGUGUAUGUUGAAUUUGUUCAACCGUGCGUGCGACAACCAGUGCUUCAAAAUCAUCCACGGGCUUUAAUUGCAUCAAUUCUGGAUUGCCCCGCUCUAAAACCAUCUUAACCAAUUCUGAUGCCCUAGUUCCCAACUCUGAUAUUAGAUUACUUUAUUAUUCCUGUAAUAAUUAAGCAAGAUUAUCAAAUGUAGCCUGACCUUGCCCAGUUAUGCCUUUACUUUGCUGAUUAAUUCAGUAGCCUAUAUUUCGAUCUUCACUGAAUUCUUUGCAACAAAAGCCAAUGUCAUGUUUUGGCUUAAUCAACUGUGGGAAUUUCCUUCUUAAUGAAAAGCAUUGUCAUGACAAUAUACAAAAGAGGCUCCAGUAAGGUAUCUUGCAAUACAGUGUCUGUUCCCCAAGCAAUAGAAGUAGUAAUUUUUUUUCUAACACCCUGGAGGGUCUUGACGGAAACGGUUGUCAUGUCGGUUUAAGAGACUUUAAUGCAGUCAAAAUAGCAUCCUCUAGAGACGGUUUUAAUUUUCCAAUUCUGCUAGAAGCAUUGUCAUAACCGAGUAUACGGUCAGGAUUCCAGAAAGACGUUUUUCACAAUCUUUCAUGAACAUCCAUAUAGCGUCUCUUGAAUGAAUAAACUCCUUAUGAAUCACAGCCAAUUUUAGCAUUAAGAAAUACAGCCAGUAUUGUUGUUACUUCUGACUUACUUCGGCGCUCUAAUAUUUUUCGCCGCACCUAAAUACCCGUGGUUUGUCUUGAAGAACAAUUACAUAAAAUCAUAUGCCUAAUUUCUUCUAGCAGCUUCCCACAAUACGCUUUCCGUAUUCACUUUCCGGUAGUAUCCAAAACUACCUUCAAAUCCAUACCAUCUAUUUUAUUAUAGUUUUCCUGGAGCAAAUUGUUCAAAAAGAACUGCAAAACUGUCUAUCGCAAGUAGUUUUCUUUCUACGACGAACCAUCGAGAUAGAUAGAGAGAUGUAUUUACCUUGAGUAACUGAUUCAGGGAAACAACUGUGAAUGACAAUGCCAUUGGCCCCUUUCAUAGUUUUGCUCAUUAAUGGCAGCUGUCACGGACGUAUCUAGAAGUGUUGUACAUGACAGAUUGCUUAUGCCCAACCAGGGGUAUAUUUUUCUUUGUACCCAUACGGAGGUGAAAAAUCAUAGAAAGACACGUCCGCUCCAGCCCCGCGAGACCACCACUUAGGUAUUACUUCGCGGGGUGGGUUUACCUUACAGCAUUCAUCCUUCUGCACGUUUCGGCUUUGCUCCUUAUUUUCUCCUUCGGCAACGUUUGCUUUGUUUUACCAUUGCGGACGAAACCGUAAGUUGCUUUUCCUUCACGACUAAGUUCUCCAACCUAAAGCAGUGCAGAUACUGCCUACAGCAACCACCGUGUUCGGUGAGAAACUGUGCAAUGUGGUAGUUGGUCUCUCCAUGUUUCCGUCCAAGUCACAGCCUAAUGUUGAUGAUUAGCCUAUUCGUCCACCGACCUUUCGUAGACUCAUCCCAUCUGCAUUACCAGAGAUCAUUCGAUUUUGACUUUGCCGCAGUCCUACGUUCUGUGUGCCCCUUCAUGCUUGUAUGGUAGAGCACCAGCCCGCCACCACCUCUCCACCACUACCUCAUCUGAUGUGGUUCUAAAAGCACUGCCAACUCUCAAUAUCAUCAGUCAGUAAACCGAAUUCACCUUCUUUCGUCUUUGAGAGUUUGCAAGUGCAUGUGACAAGUAAAGCAGGAUGAAUCGCGUCAGUACGGCUAGAAGCAACCUCGAACAGUGUUUCGGCCCGUCAAUAUUCGACAACAUUUUGCAAGUGCAGCGCUGGCACUGGCUGCCUUUUGGGAUGCAAAUUCUAGGUGUUCCCUAAAGCUCAGUAUGUCGUCAGUUAUGACCACCAGGUAUUUGAUACCCCCGCUGUGACCCUGUGCUUUUUGGGGAUCUCAUUCGUCUCGUAUCAGAGAGGCAAUUUUGAAGGAACCAGAUUCCCUAAAUUUCCGGGAACGCCAAUUUUAAUUAACACCCCUUUAAAACUAUUCCAGUUGGUUGGGUUAAAUGCACUUUUCACAUCCAAUGCCGACACUGCACAUUAGCUUCCAGAAACUAGUGCACCUUUUGCCAGGUUCACGACCAUGCUUAUUGCAUCUACUGUAAAGUGGGGGCGCUGGUAACCAAACUGGCGAUCCAACAAGCCAUUGCUGUUUUCGAGGCUGGGUAGGAAUCUAUUCUAGAUGACUGGCUCCAUCGCAGCAGGCAGAUCGGGUGACGUAAUGCUCGGUCUCCUGGUGGCUGGUUGGGUUUGGGAAGCAACACGAACUUUUGCUUUCUCUGCUGGACGGAAGGUCAAACAAGUAAUCUAUGGUCACCCGUGUUCUUUAGUUUCAUCCAUUAUCAUAUAUAUGAUAUAGCUGUCUAAUGCAUUCCACUUUCUGCUUCGCUACCUAAUUACUAGAAAAAAGCCUUUUUCUGGAAGCAUAUAGAUUUCAGUUCUGCGACGUCCUAGUCCUACUAGUAUUUUAACUGCUGCAGGAACAUAUCUUUCCC
Hermetia illucens (black soldier fly) is the source of this 8180-nucleotide messenger RNA. Its product is annotated as zinc finger protein rotund-like. Gene Ontology annotation, biological process: regulation of transcription by RNA polymerase II; central nervous system development. Gene Ontology annotation, cellular component: nucleus. The record is from RefSeq and is a predicted model, not a curated record. The coding region runs from base 29 to 2470 and encodes 813 amino acids. NCBI's taxonomy places the organism in Eukaryota, Metazoa, Arthropoda, Insecta, Diptera, Stratiomyidae. The transcript is spliced from 7 exons. Gene Ontology annotation, molecular function: DNA-binding transcription factor activity, RNA polymerase II-specific; RNA polymerase II cis-regulatory region sequence-specific DNA binding.